This is a messenger RNA of Mesorhabditis belari, 306 nucleotides long. The record is from the annotation of a GenBank genome assembly. NCBI's taxonomy places the organism in Eukaryota, Metazoa, Nematoda, Chromadorea, Rhabditida, Rhabditidae.
AUGACUUCUGUACAUUCGGUGGGUCCAUCAAUGCAAGUUUACAGCACCGAAGUCACCUCAUUUUCCCUUCCCUACGCUUUUUUGUUCAUUUUCGGAACGGCUGGCAACGUCGCUGUGCUCACUUAUGUUUUCUUAACAAGCAAGCGAGUAAGACGAUUAGCCCCGAAUCGUGAAUACGUCGGAGAGGUGAUCACUUUUGCGGAAGCCAAACCGAAACCAACACACAAAAUACCAAUUCAGUCUUUCGACGGCAAUCACAAAGCUCGACAACAAAUUCCUGGUGAUCGACGCCACAAGCCUCGGAAA